AUGUUCUCAACCCCUGAGAACAUAACGGUGGGUGACAAUGGACAGUACUGCUGCAACAUUGAAGUUCUGGGAUGGUUCAAUGAUAUUAAAAAAAAAAACAUUGCACUCAGCAUUUUGCCAGCUUCAGCUGUGACCACAAGAGCUCCAACAACAUCUCUAGCGCAGACCACAAGAAUUGCAACAACACCCAGUGUCUCUACAACUCCUCCAACAGCAGAACAUAAAGAGCCACAAAACAGAAAUCAUUCCACCUGCUCCAAUGGAAACUCUGGCCCAAUAGAUGGGAAUGGCACAGCAACACAGUCCUCAAAUGGCCAUUGGAAUAACAAUCAAACUGUAUUUGAAGCACAAAACUCCUGGGUGAACAAUGACAGACUCUGUAUUGGAAUCCUUGUUUGUAGCUUGGUUUUGCUCAUUAUUUUGAUCAGCAUCAUUAUCAAAAAAUAUUUCACCCACAAAAAGAAGACAUGGAUACUAAACAAGGUUUUGUGGAUUCGUUCUCAAAUUAUAGCUUUGAAACUGUGA
Molecule: messenger RNA, 525 nt
Organism: Fukomys damarensis (Damara mole-rat)
Lineage: Eukaryota; Metazoa; Chordata; Mammalia; Rodentia; Bathyergidae
Product: hepatitis A virus cellular receptor 1 homolog
Exons: 3
Coding region: 1-525 (174 amino acids)
Biological process (GO): phagocytosis, engulfment; positive regulation of mast cell activation
Cellular component (GO): cell surface
Molecular function (GO): virus receptor activity; phosphatidylserine binding
Source: RefSeq, a predicted model, not a curated record